Siniperca chuatsi (mandarin fish) is the source of this 2750-nucleotide messenger RNA. RefSeq names its product proteoglycan 4a (gene prg4a). Gene Ontology annotation, biological process: immune response. The coding region runs from base 540 to 2129 and encodes 529 amino acids. The transcript is spliced from 14 exons. NCBI's taxonomy places the organism in Eukaryota, Metazoa, Chordata, Actinopteri, Centrarchiformes, Sinipercidae. The record is from RefSeq and is a predicted model, not a curated record. Gene Ontology annotation, molecular function: scavenger receptor activity; polysaccharide binding.
UAUGCAGUUGAAGCGCUUUGAGUAGUCAGAAAGAUAAGUACAGUCCAUUUAACUGCCGUUAGCUAGUUAGCUCAGUUAGCCAUGCAGCUAACUUAGCAGUCCUAUUAGCUGACUGGGCACCAGACCCGGAGCCGGGCGAGAAGGCAACGGAACCGGGGUCAGCAGCCUCCCCGUGAACACGGCCAGACCGGGACCGAACACGGCCUCUGGGACCGUCGGAGGCCAGUUUGACGACAGAGAAUAUAGUACAGAGGUGAUUUACAGCGGCUCCGACGAGGAUUCUGACUCCAGGGACGACGGAGACACCGCAGGUUCAGGCGGGGACACCAGAGACGUCAAGCGAGAGAGGAGCGAGAGGGAGGUCGGGCAUCAGAGAGGCAGCCACAGCCUGUAGAGCCGGAAUUUUUUUCACAUCUAACUCGGUGGAUUAAGGAUUUAUUUAGUCCAAACCAGAGUUGGUGAUUGUUGGAACAGUGGAAAGAUUAACCAAGACGAGUUUGUUGUUGUUCGACUCAGAUAGCGUUCAGACAGAGACUUGGAUGAAGAUGAUGCUGAUGAAAAUGUCACUGUGGCUUCUGCUGCUUGGCCUUGCUGUGACCUACACUGCUGCUGGACCAGGCAGCUGUGUGGGGCGCUGUGGGGAGCGUUUCACCAGAGGCCAGCAGUGUACCUGUGACCUCAGCUGCCUGCAGCAUAAUGAGUGCUGCCAAGACUUUCAUGCUAUUUGCACCACUGCUCCUUCCUGUCAGGGUCGCUGUGGCGAGGCAUUCAGGCGCGGUCGGCUAUGUGAGUGCGAUCCACAGUGCAUCCAAUACAACACCUGUUGUCAUGACUACCAGCUACACUGCGACGCCGGUGUGUCAGUUUCACAGCCCAGGACUUUCCAGCCUCUGAGGGCAGCAGCUUCAGAAAAUGGGAAAUCAGAGAGGAACAGGAAAAGGUCUAACAGUGACAGCGAGGAAUGGUACACAGCAAGGGGUCCCUGCUCACAGUACCCUGGAGCUCAGUGUCCAGAUGCAUUAGACCUCCUCAACCCACUCACUGCCAGCUCGUCUGGCCCCGGCCCCGCAGCUGCGCCAACCAAUCUACUACAACGUGGUGUGAGUAACAUCCCUGACAGUCUGCUUCCAAUGUCCAGCGCUUCCUCUCAUGGUGGAGCUCCAGACUCACCAGUACCUGGCUCCUCUCUGCCCCGCAACAGUGCUCCGUCUCUGGGCAGCAGUGCUCCUGUCAGUCCCUCUGGUCCAGGAGCUGUUGGUGGUAAAGUGAAUGUCCACCUGGUGCUGUCACCUGGGGGAGUGGCUCCAUCUGGGCCAAGUCAAGGACUCUUUGCUGAUGUCGACCUAUGCAGUGAUUCUCCCAUCAAUGGACUGACAGCUCUCAGCAAUGGGACCAUACUCAUAUUUAAAGGUGAGCUGUUCUGGUCAGUGGACCCUGUCAGUCGCUCAGUUGGUCGUCCACAGAGCAUCACAGACACCCUGGGUGUCUCGUCUCCCAUCGAUACUGUCUUCACGCGCUGCAACUGCCACGGAAACACCUACAUUAUCAAGGGAGACCAGUACUGGCGUCUAGAUGGGAACAUGGUGAUGGAGCCGGGCUACCCCAAACCUCUGGCCUCUGAGUUCCCAGGUCUGACAGGAAGCAUCAGUGCUGCACUGGCAGUGCCAGACACCAGGAGCAGACCAGAGACUGUGUACUUCUUUAAAAAUGGAGACAUCAUGCAGAGGUUCACCUUCCCACCAGGCAACACUCCCUCCUGCAGCAAGAAACCAAGGAGCUCCGGGAAGAGACAUUUUGCUCGCCAGGCUGAAGUUCUUUUAAGUGGAGAGAUCAACCUCAAAGUGUCUCUGACGGGAUUCCCUACCCCGGUCACCUCUGCUCUGUCCAUGCCCAGCCCCCAGAGGAGUGACCGAUACGAGCACUACGUCUUCUCUGGACCUCUCUUCUUCAGCGUCCAGAUUUCAGGUGACCUGCCAGCACUGGCCAAUCCUGGCCCAUCUGCAGCCCUAGCACCCCUGCCCAUCCUCAGCCCUGCUGCCGCGGCAAUCAACUCUGCCAACAUGGCAGCUCAGAAUGCUAACCCUCCCCACCCAGCCAACUCCAUCAGAGUUUGGCUGCGCUGUCCCUAGGAACAUCCUGAAACGGAGACAGAGGUCAUGUUCUAGUAUUGUCUGUUUCUCAUUAGUAAAUACGUCUACUGAACAAAAAGUAGACAAUUUACUAUUUUUUCUAAUACAUUCAUUUCAUCAUUUUUAAUCCCCAGAAGGGGGAGAAAUUUUGACAGCCUCAGCCUUCUAUAAAGCCUUAAUCCUACUGCUAGACACAUUUUCAAAAUAAAUGAAUUUGAGGUAAAUUAAUAAAACUCAAGAUGACUAAAAAGUCAGGUCUAAAAAGUGUCAUCCAUUAUUAUUUCUAGGGCUGUAAUUAAUAAUUAUUUUCAUUAUCGAUUACCCAAUUCCCAAAGCCCAAAUUGACAUCUUCAGAUUUUUUUCUUUCCCCCCAAAGAUCGUCAGUUUACACGAUAAAACUGAGAAAAGCAGCAAACCCUCACAUUUAAGAAGCUAAAACCAGAAAAUGCAUAGUAUUUUCUUCUUGAUUAAUGACUUAAAAAAUAAAUCCCUUAUCAAAAAUUGUCGCUGCAUAAUUUUCUAUCAAUCAACUAAUCAGUUAAUUGACUGAUUGUUUCAGCACUAAUUGUGUACCACUCCUACAUCUGGUUUCACUUUUCAUUAUGUCAAAAUAUGGAAGCA